AUGGCAGGAUAUCUCACAAAUGGAUUCGGAGAGGCUCGAAGCGGGUCAUGGAGCGUGAUCGGGGAGCGUAGUGGCCGAAGCGUAGUGGCCGGAGCGGAGUGGCCGGAGCGGAGUGGCCGGAGCGGAGUGGCCGGAGCGGAGUGGCCGGAGCGGAGUGGCCGGAGCGGAGUGGCCGGAGCGGAGUGGCCGGAGCGGAGUGGCCGGAGCGGAGUGGCCGGAGCGGAGUGGCCGGAGCGGAGUGGCCGGAGCGGAGUGGCCGGAGCGGAGUGGCCGGAGCGGAGUGGCCGGAGCGGAGUGGCCGGAGCGGAGUGGCCGGAGCGGAGUGGCCGGAGCGGAGUGGCCGGAGCGGAGUGGCCGGAGCGGAGUGGCCGGAGCGGAGUGGCCGGAGCGGAGUGGCCGGAGCGGAGUGGCCGGAGCGGAGUGGCCGGAGCGGAGUGGCCGGAGCGGAGUGGCCGGAGCGGAGUGGCCGGAGCGGAGUGGCCGGAGCGGAGUGGCCGGAGCGGAGUGGCCGGAGCGGAGUGGCCGGAGCGGAGUGGCCGGAGCGGAGUGACCGGAGCGGAGUGA
Molecule: messenger RNA, 564 nt
Organism: Stomoxys calcitrans (stable fly)
Lineage: Eukaryota; Metazoa; Arthropoda; Insecta; Diptera; Muscidae
Exons: 2
Coding region: 1-564 (187 amino acids)
Source: RefSeq, a predicted model, not a curated record